This is a messenger RNA of Bursaphelenchus xylophilus (pine wood nematode), 1348 nucleotides long. Lineage: Eukaryota; Metazoa; Nematoda; Chromadorea; Rhabditida; Aphelenchoididae. The record is from the annotation of a GenBank genome assembly.
AUGGGAAAUGCCACGGAGAUCCAAUGGCUGCAGAUGCUGCAACAACACCCGCAGCUGCCGUUGGGUGCGAACCAUGACUUGCACUUGAUGAAUAGCGUUAAUACCCAAGCUCUAACGUCACUGAAUCCGACUCCAAUGGUGGGAUUGGGAACUACUGGAUCGGCGUUUAAGCCGCCUCACGUUCUGCCGAAUCUUCCACAAACACAGGCCGAACAAGACGCGUCUAAUCGGGUAAGCUAAGAGUGCAGAUAAUUUAAUGUAAAGAAUUCCCAAAAAAAAAAGAAAAAUACGAAAAGUGCAAGUGCCCUUUUAGAGCAUGUCUAUGAUCGGAAGGGGUGGAGUGAAAACAAGAAUUAUAAUACAUAAAAGGGCGGGCUGAAAACGAAAACAAGUCUUUUCUUGCCUCACUUGCUGACGGUUAUGCUUUUCCAGGAGCCGAGCCAGAUUGCGGCUACGAUUAUGACCCUUCAAAAUCAACAAGAGGCCCUGCCUUCAAUGAAUUCUAAUCAGAUGACGUUGAUUCAACUGCUACAACAACAGCAACAACAACAAGUCCAGCAGGAGUUGCUGAACCUUUUAUUGGCUAAUCAGAAUCCGGCGUUGAAUCUGAACGAUGUCCAACAAUUGCUACAACUGCAGAUGCAACAACUUCAUCACCUCGCGGCGCCAGUCACUCAACCUCAACAGAUUCGCCAGACUGCCGCGCAGACAUCUGUUCCACAGUCCAGCCAGAUUCCUCAACCGACAGCGGUAAGUCAAACUACAAAAUUUGUCAUUUUUUAUGCUCCUUUCUUCACUUAUCUAAUUUUUAUCGUCAUCAAUAAAAAUUCUUCUUUCAGGCCCAAGAAAAACGUUCCGCUUCCACAGAAUUGCCUUCAAAUAGUCGGAAACGGUCAGGAGAUGAACCAUCUGGCGCUGGAACCCCACCAAAGAAGACAAUGGCCGAGGAACAAAGUCCAUCGCCUAAGCCAGAGAUGCGAGAGAGAGCUCACACGUUACCCGUGAGGAUUAUUGGAAGAGAAGCCCCAAAAAGAACGAUUGAUCCGUUCGAUCCCAUUCAGAAUGCCAAAUAUAAAACUGACGACCCUAACUCUCCCUACCGCCAUCAUCCAAUCAACGUAAGCUGAUUUUCAGAUAAAGCGUUAUAUUGACCAUGUCUAGCCUUCGUUUUUCUAUUUGAGAAUUGCGAAGGCUUUAUGUAACUACACGUGUUUUACCCUAAAUUUUUCAGCAAAAGCGCAGUAAGAACGCGGAGAUUAUUGCCGACAUCUGCCGAGACUUCGUGGAACUGGUGCUGAAACGCAGCCCCGACUUCCAUGAAAACGGUCUGUGGUUCUCGAAGAACUAG